This is a messenger RNA of Cygnus olor (mute swan), 1172 nucleotides long. It is a transcript of the gene NUDT9, whose product is annotated as nudix hydrolase 9. The transcript has 8 exons. The record is from RefSeq and is a predicted model, not a curated record. Gene Ontology annotation, cellular component: mitochondrion. The coding region runs from base 56 to 1096 and encodes 346 amino acids. Gene Ontology annotation, molecular function: ADP-ribose diphosphatase activity. NCBI's taxonomy places the organism in Eukaryota, Metazoa, Chordata, Aves, Anseriformes, Anatidae.
CACCCCUCCCCAGGGACAGCCGUGCCGGGAGGAGGGGAGGCCGCGCUCGCUGCCGAUGCUGCCGGGCCCCGGCCUGCCGCCUGCCCUUACUCUGCUGGGGUUCGCCGCCGCGCUGGCCCCCCCGGCCGCCCGCUGCGCCCUGCGGCCCUGCAGUAACUUGUCUGCAACCCAUUGGUCCCAUCUCCACCCUACUAACAUGUUCAACAGUUGCAACGUUAACAAGUUCUACCACAGCAAAGCUCUCACCUCCCCGUAUCCUGGAUCACACAUUGAGCGUAGCCAAGUUCCUGAAGACAAAGUGGGCUGGCUGACUCAGUGGGAAGAUUAUAAUCCUGUGGAGUACACUGCAGCGGCUGUUUUGGCCGGACCCAAGUGGGCGGAUCCUCAGCUCAAUGAUAAAAAUUUUUCUCCCAAAUUUAACGAGAGAGAUGGAGAAGUAGAGAGGACGAGUCGGAAUGGCUUGUAUGUGGUUGAAAAUGGGAGGCCCCGGAAUCCCGCGGGAAGGACUGGUCUCACAGGCAGAGGACUAUUAGGGCGCUGGGGGCCAAACCACGCCGCCGAUCCCGUUGUGACUAGGUGGAAGAGGGAUGGAAGUGGCAAUAAGAUCGCUCACCCAGUUACUGGCAAAAACAUCUUGCAGUUUGUAGCUAUAAAGAGGAGAGACUGUGGGGAGUGGGCCAUCCCGGGGGGGAUGGUGGACCCAGGGGAGAAGAUCAGCGCUACUCUGAAGCGAGAAUUUGGGGAAGAGGCCUUGAACUCCUUGCAGAAAUCUCCUGAGGAAAAAGCAAGCUUGGAAAAGCAACUGCAGAGGCUAUUCAGCCAGGAGCACUUUGUGGUGUACAGCGGAUAUGUGGAUGACCCUCGUAACACCGACAACGCGUGGAUGGAGACGGAGGCUGUGAACUAUCACGAUGAAACAGGUGAGACAAUGGAUAACUUGCCUCUGGAAGCAGGUGAUGAUGCUGGGAUGGUGAAGUGGGUUGACAUCAGUGAGAAGCUCAAGCUGUAUGCCAACCAUAGCUACUUCAUUAAGCUUGUGACUGAGAAACGGGGAGCCCACUGGCAAGAGGAUCCUGGUCCUGAGUGCCAUGAGUGAUGUAAAUGAGGAACAGACUCCCACACGAGGGGAAUACCAGCUGCCCAGCCUUGAAACUGAGAUGAUGUCCUUUUCA